AUGCAGAGACACAAGGAACCUUUGAAAUUUUCUGAAAGUCCACACGAAGGAGCGAAACAUUAUCAGUCUCCAGUACUUGCAGCUCAGAGACCAUUCUUGGCAUCGAGCAUCUCAGCUGAUCUGCUAAGUGCACAGUGGGUAAGACAUUGUAGGGUGAGCCAGUUAACUGGAAAACCCCCAGAAAAAGCCGAUUUUUUUUAAACGAAAAUUGAAACAAAAUGGCAGCUUGUCAAAAAAAGGUGCUAGUAAAAUGUUUUAAUGUUGAUCUAACUUUUAAAUGUUAAACGAGGCCCACCAAGGGGUUAUGAUGUGCAGGUGACAUUCCUUAAAAAGAGAUUUAUAUACAGGCUAUAAAAAAAGAGCGACAAUUAAACAACAGCUUCUGACUUGGAAAAAGCAACAAAUAGACCUUACCCAGACCUGCCAAGUCUCACAAUUAAAUCGUGAGACUCACAAUUUUUUAUGCUUUCUCACAAUCUCACAAUUUUUUAUGCUUUCUCACGAUCUCAUGAUUAAGUCCCCAAAUCUCACGAUUUUCGGAACUUAUGAAAUCAUCGAAGAGCGCAACAUCUAGUUACAAUUAGGCACACUUUUCCAAGGAAACAUCACACUUUAUUAGUGUAUUAAUAAUGUGUAAUGUACAACGCCAGAAUUUUGUAUGUGUGAUGUUUGUGUUACAAAGUAAAAGGUGUGUCCUGGUAAGUUUAUUGUCCUGCUAGUUCUAAUAUUACUCGUAGUUUUCUUGUUUUUAUACAGUGGAAAUUACGAAAGCCAUAAAGAAAAAACAGCCUAUUUUUAAUAAGCCUUGCAUUUACGGUUAUAUAUUAAAGGUGAUGUAAAGUCCGUAAUGUAAACAAACGCUUUGUUUACAUUUUGAACUCAGUGCUACAGUUGUAAAAUAUGAUUAGAUAUAUAUUAUACUGAAUUUUUAACACUCUUCCGGUUUGCUAUGCUUGUAAAUGAAUGCAGACUAGAGAUUCAAUUCAAGAAAGUUUGGAAGGUGCGAAAUAUUAAGAACAUUCCAAAGGUUGCUCCCCCACUGAUGGAAUGUGUUGAUGCGCAGAAUAUAUGCACAGAACGGACUUUACAGCAUAUUUAACAAAAUAUAAAUGCAUACUAUCAUAAAAUUGAAUAUCUAUUGUCAAUAGACUAUUGAUAUAUUAAUGAGCAAACCUGAAAAUUUCUAAUUCUCAUGAUUUUUCAGUCAAUAUCUCACUACAUUUUUGAUAGCAACUCGCUAUUUCUGCUACUCAAGGGUUGGCAUGUCUGCCUUACCGAUUAUUCACCUCUUACCCAAUGGCCUUGUUUCCAUGUUAACUUAUUAACUUAACUACUAUUUAAUUAGCAUGUCAGGGGCACAUAAAGAUUAUAUUCCCAUGUUUUCCUGGACAGAUUUGUUUCUUGCUGUUCUUAGGACAAAACAUGAGUAAGUAUUUGACAUGAAAACGUGGCCAUUGGGUAAAAGAAAAUUAUUGGUGAGGUCUAUUUUGAUUUGUAUUAUGGGUAAAAAAUGAAGCAAAAUUUAUUGCAAUAAAACAAAUGACAAAUCAGCUACAAAAUGAGUGACAAGCAACCUGAGUUACAUCUCGUUUGAAGUAAAGUUUUGAACAUGUAGCUUUGAACGUAAAGUUUUGAACGUGAAGUUUAAUCUAACUGUAGUGUAUUUUGAAUUAUUUUUUUUCUGAACUGGCUCACUCUAUAUAUGUCUUCAUAAUUUUAUUUAGGUUUCUCCACAAUUUCAAAAUGAAAAUGAAAGUUGUAUAAACCCAGAUGCUGGAAAUAAAAGGCGAAGAGGAGCAAGGGCAGGCUGCAAGAGAACUAAUACAAAGAAAACGAAUAAAGAAAUUGUGAAAAUUAAAGAAAAUAAUUUAUUUCCUCCAUUAGACUUUCCAAGCAAUACAAAUGAAAUGUUUAAGUACCCUAACCAACAGAGCGAAGAUAAGGUUCCAGUACCACGCAGAAGUUUGAAGCGGAAAAAGACUUCACAACCUUUAAAUGAUGUUACGCUGGUCGACCAACAACAAACACAUAUUAACAUGGAAAAAAAUCAAUUCCUUUUAAGUUUGGGAAGCCCCAAACCUUCAACAGUUUUGGGUGAAAUACUUGUGCACGAAACUCCAGAAAAUCAGAUGUUUGGGACGAGAAUGUUAGAUAGAAGACUAAGACCUAGAAAUUAG
This is a messenger RNA of Paramuricea clavata, 2177 nucleotides long. NCBI's taxonomy places the organism in Eukaryota, Metazoa, Cnidaria, Anthozoa, Malacalcyonacea, Plexauridae. The record is from the annotation of a GenBank genome assembly.